AUGGCAGGAAGCCGAGGAAAGGAGGCUGUUUCGGAGAGGGUCCGCGGCGCUACCCGAACCCAGGCUGCUGUGCCGCUGGCGCCGGCGAGGCCCAACCACCAAGAGAUGGUGAACCUGCAGUGCUACACCCUGAUCCUCACAGCCCACCUGAAGAGGAACUGUCAGUGCAGGCCUGAAGAGUGCGUCGAUCUUCUGGGUGAAACGGGGGCCCCGAGGAAACUGGGCAAAGUGGAAAAUACUGCAUUUGAAUUCACCAGUAAAUGCCUACGGGAAAGGGAGUGCUACAUCCUGAUCAGUGUCAUCCCCAAAGAAAGCUCUGAAGCUAUCUGCUACGAAUCCCUGCGAGAGAACCUGGGGAAACACUACCCUGACCUAGCAGUCCAGAAGUGA
This is a messenger RNA of Leptosomus discolor (cuckoo roller), 390 nucleotides long. Lineage: Eukaryota; Metazoa; Chordata; Aves; Leptosomiformes; Leptosomidae. The record is from RefSeq and is a predicted model, not a curated record.